AUGAACCGCUUUGCUCUCUGCUUCUUCGUUGUGCUCUGCGCCGCCAGCGCGGCCAUGGGCCAGAGGUGCCCCGGCUCGGACUUCUUCCCCGACCAGCGCGGCUGCUGCCCCGUCGUGGUCAACUCGGUCCCCUUCUACGCCGACGCCCAGGGCUGCUUCCCGCGUAUCAUCAGCGGCGUCGCCUUCUACGCCGAUGCCGGCGGCUGCUACCCCAGCUCGGCUGGAGUGUACAGGAGCGCCGGUGCGGUGUGUCCGGCCGACCGCGUGUGCGAGCCCGAGUGCCCGGACAUGGCGAUCGUCGUGGCCGAGCAGCAGGGUGGUGCGCGCCUGUGCGCCAACGGCUUCUUCAGCGACGUCAACGGCUGCUGCCCCCGGGUGCUGGUCGACAACGUGCCCUCGUACCGUGACGCUCAGGGCUGUUACCCGAUCUCGAUCGCCAGCGUGAUCUUCUACGCCGACGUCGGCCGGUGCUACCCCAACUCCUCGGGCGUGUACCGUCCCGCCGGCGCAGUGUGCCCCGCCGGCCAGCAGUGCGUGGUCAGCUGCGACCGCAACUACGCCUGA
Acanthamoeba castellanii str. Neff is the source of this 564-nucleotide messenger RNA. RefSeq lists its product as uncharacterized. The record is from RefSeq and is a predicted model, not a curated record. The transcript is spliced from 4 exons. Bases 1 to 564 code for a protein of 187 amino acids. Lineage: Eukaryota; Discosea; Longamoebia; Acanthamoebidae.